Messenger RNA from Pogoniulus pusillus (Red-fronted tinkerbird), 2742 nucleotides. RefSeq names its product metaxin 3 (gene MTX3). The record is from RefSeq and is a predicted model, not a curated record. Gene Ontology annotation, cellular component: SAM complex; cytoplasm. Gene Ontology annotation, biological process: mitochondrion organization. Bases 40 to 978 code for a protein of 312 amino acids. The transcript is spliced from 9 exons. Lineage: Eukaryota; Metazoa; Chordata; Aves; Piciformes; Lybiidae.
AGCGCCGCGCUUCCCGCGCUGACGCGGGCGGCGCGCAAGAUGGCGGCUCCCAUGCAGCUCAGCUGCUGGGGCGGCGACUGGGGGCUACCGUCCCUGCACCCGGAGUCUCUAAUCGUUAUGGCUUAUGCCAAGUUUUCUGGUGCGCCCCUUACCGUGCAUACUAUAGAUAACUCAUGGAGAGCUCCAAAAGGAGAUGUGCCAGUUCUGAUAUCAGAAGAUACUGUUAUUUCUCAGCCAGCAAAAAUACUAAACUUCUUAAGAAAGCAGAAAUACAAUGCAGAUUAUGAGUUGUCUGCAAAACAAGGAGCUGACACACUGGCAUAUAUUGCACUUCUUGAAGAGAAGCUCUGUCCUGCAUUGCUGCACACUUUCUGGGUUGAGGCUGAAAACUACUGCAAUGUGACAAAGCCAUGGUUUGCUUCAAAGAUUUCUUUCCCACUGAGGUUGUACCUGCCUGGAAAGAUGUCCAGAGAAGCACUGAAUAGGAUAUUACUGACCAAGGGUGGGCCUCCACUCUACAGUCUCACUGAGGUGGAAGCACAGAUAUACAGGGAUGCCAAGGAGUGCCUAAAUCUCCUGUCGAAGAGAUUGGGAACAUCUCAGUUUUUCUUUGGAGAUAUGCCUACUACCUUGGAUGCCUUUGUGUUUGGUUUCCUUGCACCCAUUUAUAAAGUGUGCUUCCCUAGAGUACAGUUACAAGAGCAUUUGAAACAGCUUCCCAAUCUGUGUCGAUUCUGUGAUGAUAUUUUAAUUUGCUACUUCAGGUUAACUGUUGCAGGCCAUUCUCCAGCUGGACAGGAUAUAGCAGAUGCUAAUCUGCAGAAACUCACACAGCUUGUAAAUAAGGAAUCCAACUUGAUUGAAAAGAUGGAUGACAACCUCCGUAAGAGUCCUCAGCAUCCCCCCCGAAAGCUAACGACACUCAAGCUUGCUGCAGGUGGAGAAGAAAUAACUCCGCUGAAUCGUUUGUCGCCUUGACAGCUUUUGUUGCCCAUACACAUGUGUUUGCCUUCAACUCUUAGGAGCACCACAGUGUAUUUUUUCACAUGAUUGUUGUUUUGCAAGAAAAGACUCUGUUAAUGGGUGUAAGUAGGGAAGAAACACAGCUUUACAAUCUCUUAUCUACCAGUGCUUUAAAAAAAUUCUGUAGUUCAGGCUGAUCACACACUAAGCUAAGGCAAAGAUUAACACAAGGCUUAUUCCUGCAGACAUUAAAGUGUUUUUGUAUAGCAUAUUUUUGCAUUUAGCCUAGCAGAAAUGUUGACCGAAAGUUAAAAUCUCACUUAUGGAAUGUUCAACCUUAUUUUGUAGGUUCUGAUCUUACUGUAAUCAUGUUACAAGAUGUGAGUGGGUAUACUCUUUUAUACCCUGUAUACUCUGAAAAUUAUGAAGUAUAGUUGCAAAAUCUAUGAAAGGGCUGCAGAAGCAAAUGAGAUGUUGGCUCUGCAUGGCAGUUGAGAAGUGAAAAUCAAUGGAAUAAGUCAAACAUUUUUUGCUGUGCUUUCUUGAAGGCUUUUGGGCCUUGCAUUUUAAGGUCAAUUAUAUUUUUGAAAGCACAUCAGAUUCUACUUUCAAGGGGAUUGCUGAAAAGCAUUACUGACAUUUCACAGGUACCUGGUGUUAGUCCUGUGUGAAACAGGCAUAACCUGCACACAGGGUAAUACCACAUGCUGCAAUACCAGUGAGUCAGAAUCAGAGGACUGACUGGUAAUAAGGGGGAGAAGCUAGACAAGAGACUUGACUAGCAAACAUUGAUCUAUGUGUUGAAAGUUACUGGUUAAGGCUUUAUGAGAAAGCUGAUGUAGGCUUUUCGGUUUGUUGUAGAUGCCUUUAAUUAGUUCUGUCUUAUUUUUAAUAACCACUACAAUUCUUUCAAAACCUGAAGAGCAUCUGAAGUUUCAUUGUUCAACAGUCUGCUUUAGAGUUCUUUAUCUGUGCAAAUGUAUUACAUCACAAUGCCUCUUUCUUCUGUUUUAUUAAGGGACUUCUAUCUCAUUACAUUUUCUCCUACCAGUGUUUUCUCUUGGCAGUUCUAGAGACCCAAACAGUACUGUUACAAUAGAGAUGCUGCAAUUUUCUAUUGGCAGCAUAGUGGCAGAUGCUUCGUGAGUGGUUGUGAAGAGAAUUAGUCAAAGGGAUUGGCCAAAGUCCCUUCCAACACCUGUGAGUCUGUGAGCACUUCGGAUACAGAGUUCCAGUAGCUGUAUGCAUGGGAUGUCUGUUGCAUUUUUUUGCUUUUUCUGGCCAAACCGAAAUAGUCUUUCAGAUUCGUUGCAGCUACUGGUCAUGUUUGAGGGAUAUAGAGAACUAUUUCCUAUUUAUAAAGACAAGCCUGUAGAUUGUGUACAUACUGUACUUUCAGAUUUCAUUUGAAAGGAAUGUAAUUUCUUUAACGUUUCUUAAUUGAAAUGUUGACUUUUUAACGAGCACUUUAAAAUACUGUUUAAGCUUCAUGCUUUUACUAGAAUAUUUGUUUCAGUGAUUUCAAAUCAAUCUAGCUCAUGUUCAUGAUAGUUGUAUAAAAUGACAGUCCACUGCAUAUAAAAUUAAGUCAAAUAUUUAACAUUUUUACUGCCUGUGUCUUGAUAAGGUUUAAAUGAGAUAAAAUCUGAGGUCUUCAUUUUUUAAACAUGGCUAUAGAGAAGAUGCCUUAGUUUGUUGCGUUUGUGAAUAUGUACACUCAGUCCUUAAAAUCUCUUUGUAAAAAAGUUGUUGUUCCAAGAUUAAAAUUUUUGAUUUUUA